Molecule: messenger RNA, 2526 nt
Organism: Microstroma glucosiphilum
Lineage: Eukaryota; Fungi; Basidiomycota; Exobasidiomycetes; Microstromatales; Microstromataceae
Exons: 2
Coding region: 75-2033 (652 amino acids)
Source: RefSeq, a predicted model, not a curated record
CUGCCUCUCGCCUUCCCUGCGUCUUCCCUUGCCUUCCCUUCUCUCCCAUACAAGCCAUCUCCUCAUCCACUGUCAUGGCCGACACUACCUUGGUACCCGUGACAUUCAGCUACCGCUCCACCACCGCCAAUACCAUCGAGGUAUCCGGCGAUUGGGACUCGUGGGCUGAGCGCGUAUCCCUCCACAGGGUCGCCUCUUCCGACGUCUGGCAGGCGGAUAAGCCACUCAAGCCAUCGACAAAGUUCGCUUACAAGUACAUCGUCGAUGGACACUGGCAUGCAAAGGACGACCUCCCCACUGAGCAGGACGCCAGUGGUAAUGUCAACAAUGUCAUUGUCAGCCCAGAAGCAAAGCACCCCACAAGCGAUGACCAGAACAAGACGCCAGUUGAAGCUGGUAUUGCCGGUGCCGUCGCCGCGGCAGGUGCAGCCAUUGCCAGCGUGAUCGGUGUGGACCCUCUGGAGGGACAAAAGGAGCCUCUAUCCACCUCUACUGGCCCCACCUCCAGCACCGAGAAGGGCACUCUGGACUCUACCGAGGCUGGAAAGGGCCUGGCCCUAGGUGCUGCAGGUGGGGGCCCCACCGUUGGCGCACCAACUUCCCAGACCACUUCGACUAGCGCUCCAAUGUCGGGGGCUGGAGCAAGCACACAGAGCGGCUCUACUGCCUCGCAAAGCGACUCGACUCCUGAGAAGAUCGCUGCUGGUGUAGGUGCUUUGGGCCUUGGUGGAGCUGCAGCUGCUGUCGCCGGGGAGAAGCAGACAGCUUCAUCUGUCCCAAAGAACGCGCCCGUCACUCAGACGACGAAUGCUCCUGAUGCAUCUUACAAGGACACCUACGCAGCCCCAUCCAGUGUCUCUUCCACUGGCGCGACUUUUGCAGCUCCUGCCUCUACCGCACAGACAUCAAGCGCUGCCCCUGUCACCGCUGCAGGAGUUCAACAGACAACUGCUGCUGGCACUGCCAGUCACAGUACACCGUACGACGCCAAGCCCAUGCCAGAGACCGCUUCCAAGCAGCAGUCGCUCUCUUCGGGCCCAUCUGCCAAGUCUACUACCUCUGCUGAUGCUGCACCCCUGGUCAAUCACCCCACGCCCGUGAACAACGCAUCGGCCACAAGCAAUGGCGCUAAGCCACAGGUCACCAGCCUCUCGGGCGGAGGUGACAGGUCGGGCCUCGGCGCUACAGCCGCUGCCCUGGGCGGAGCUACCCUUGCUGGCGCUGGUGCUGGCGGCGCUGCUGCUGCUGCUAGUAAGCCGUCCACGGCUGCUGCUCAGGCACCCCCGGCAGCCUCGUCUGCGUCUUCUGCAAAUCAGACAACGCCUGCCGUACCCGCCAAGAGCGCAACGAGCGGUGCCAGCUCAUCGGGCGUUGCACCUGCUUUGACCCUCGGCAAGCCCGCCUCCUCUGCCACUCCUCCUGCGACUGCUGCCACCUCGGGCCAGUCUGCACCUGGCACGACAGCGGCCCCCUCCACACAGCAGCCUGCUCCAUCGACUGCUAGGGCCGCUUUCGCAGCACAGUCUGCCCCCGUCGCCAACAAGGCUCCCGCCGCCUCCACAACAGCUCUCCCUACUGAGCAGUCUGCCCCAACCGCCAACAAGGCUCCCGCGGCCUCCACGGCAGCUCCUUCCACUGAGCAGUCUGCCCCAUCGUCUGCCAGGGCUGCUUUUGCGGCUCAGUCUGCCCCGGUUGCCAACAAGGCACCGGCUCCCUCCACGACUCCUCCUCCUACGUCUGCAAAGACUGCUGACAUUCCUGUAGGAGCCAAGCCUGCUCCUGCCACCACUACCCAGGGAGCUGCUGAUUCGACCAAGACUGCACCUUCAACACCGGCCAAGGGCAAGACGGACACGAUUGGGCGAAAAGCUGAGCCAGCAGGAGGAGUUGCCAGUGGAAAGUCUAGCGUGAACAGCACGCCCAACCGUAACGGUGAGCAAGGAUCCCAGACUCCAGGAUCGGCGAAGAAGAAGGGUCUCUUUGGAAAGAUCAAGGAGAAGUUGAGCAGCCCUUCUCAGAGCCCUUCCAAGUGAUGUGGCCAUGAGGGGGCCAGAGGGACGAACUGGUCGUCUAUCUUUCUCUUACUGGAAGAGAUCGAAUCGGCCCACACUCUCUCGUGCUGCUCUUAAGCUCGCGUGCGGUCUUCUGAGGACGGCUCAGAACGUACCAUGCCCAUGCCUAGGGAGAGGCUCCCUGGGCGAUCGGCGUGUGAAAUGGGAAGCCCGCUCUGCUGUUCCGGAAUUACUAUUACCCCUGGCUCGAUCUAUACUACCCGUUUCUUGCGGACAUGUUUCCUCAUCAUCAGUUUCCAUUCCUGCCCCCCCCCCUUCCCCUUCGUUCAACCCCCUUUCCCUACCAAUUUGCUCUUUCUUCACGCACUCGUUUAGGCGCCACAAACCCACCGCCUCCAGUACGAGCUGUUGGAGAGACCUCUCUUCCCACUGCUGCUGCUGCCGCCACUGCCGCUGCCGCUGGCACAUCGUCCUCGACCUCCUCUUCUAUCCCUGAUGCCAAGAAGACGUCGCC